Molecule: messenger RNA, 5116 nt
Organism: Cyprinodon variegatus (sheepshead minnow)
Lineage: Eukaryota; Metazoa; Chordata; Actinopteri; Cyprinodontiformes; Cyprinodontidae
Gene: trim66
Product: tripartite motif-containing protein 66-like
Exons: 18
Coding region: 298-3972 (1224 amino acids)
Molecular function (GO): zinc ion binding; protein binding
Source: RefSeq, a predicted model, not a curated record
GAAUCUCCAAAAUUUUGUCCGGACCAAAAAGAGCGACAUCCGAUGUGAGAGGAUCGCCGCCCAGAGAUGCUGAGGUCAAGAGAGGGGUCCUACACUUGGAUGAACCGGGGGAGGAGAGAGCACCGCUAGGCUGUCAUGUAAGCUGUCUCCUCUGGGGGCCACCUCUCGGUUUGUGCUGCUUCCUGCCUCAGGUAGAAGCCUCAGUCUUUCUGCUGCUGUGGCUUCAGGGCUGCUCUAUCUCUCCUCUCUGCUCCCUCCAGCUGAGCAGGCAAAACAUCCUCUGCUCCAAGCACGAAAAUGGAGAAGAUCUGCUCAGAGUGCACAGAGCCGACACUUGCACAGAGUCUCUGUACGCUGUGCAACAAGUGGCUUUGCUACCAGUGCACCGAUGUGCACCAGCACCAGAGAGCCUCCUCCCAGUAUACAGAUUUGUUCCAGCAGCAGCAGCAGAGGCCCAGUGCUGCCCAGUGUGCUGAACUUCACCAGAGAAGCUCCAGCUCACUGCCUCCUACUGGACAAGGCCCUGGGUCAUAUCCUUGCUCCUUCCUCAUGUGCCACGCUCACCGACAGGAGCCCUUGGAACUUUUUUGUGAGUCAUGUGACCUUUUGUGCUGCAGCAGCUGUCACCUGUCCUCCCACAAAAACCACAGGGUGGUGCAGAUUGGUAAGGCCCUGCAGGAUCAGCAGUGGCUGUUUGAAAACCUGAUGAUGCAAGUUGAAGAGAGACGGUCUUCAGUGGAAAACAGUGCAAAACAGAUGGAAGACAGACUGCAUGGAGUAAAGAUUGCCCACAGGAAGGCAGAGAACCAGAUUAAAAUGGCAAAGAUGAUUAUGAUGAACGAGCUUAACAAACGAGCCAACCUAUUAAUAGAGCAACUGGAGAAGAUUUCUGAGGAGUUUCAGCAGCGUCUGGAGGACCAGCUGCAGGGGGCAAUAGAGAUCUGUGGCCAGCUGGACCACAUUCAGAAGUUCAUCAACUGGGCCACGACCCAUCACCGCAGGGGCCCGGUGCUAUUCAGCAGAGCUCUGAUAUCUCUUCAGAUGCAGCAGCUGCUGGAGGCGUCUCUCCACACAGAUUCCUUGAGUCCUGUCAAGAUCAAAUUUAACUGGGAUGCCAGCUACUGGACAAAGCAGAUUUCCUCUUUUGGUCAGCUGACUGUUGAGGGGGGAAAUUGCACUUAUCCUUCAGGAUUGGCCUGUUCCAGUAUUUUAAGGCCCCAGCCCAUGGCCUGCUUGGCUCUACCUGCCCUGUUUCACCGAGGUCGUGAGCCGGGCUGUGGCUACCAGGCCUGCUGUGAGCCUCAGAUGUGUUGCCUACACAACAUCCCCCCUCAGCUGGAGCUGGCCACUCUGGACAAAAGCCAGAUGGAAAGCACUCUGUGUAACUCCAGCUGUACUCAGCCCACUCAUUUUCCUGCUUCACUGCGCCAGAGUCAGCAGCUCCAGAGGUUUUGGGAGACAGAAAGCUCCCUCAAGCUCCCUCCUCCAACAUCUUCUCUCCCGGGAGCCAUCCAGCUCAGCUGCAGCCAAGGAGCUGCAUCACAAGAUCCUCCAUCUUUAACUUAUGUCUCCUGUCAUCAACUCCAGAAAGAAAUUGCUCCAGACAGCCAGGCGCACCUCAGUGCUGACCGUAGCGGUCCGGGUCAAUGUAAGGGGAAGGUGUCUAUGAAACCGUCUCUGCAAAAGGAGGUCAGCCACAUUUUGAGGGACAAAGAUGUGAUGACUGAGGAGAACUGGGAGGAGAGGCAUGGCAGUGAGAAGACCUGUGGACAGAUAGCAGAAGAUGAAAGCAGAGAACUUCUGGGUGAGGAGCUGGAGGCAGACAGAAGGGAUCAGAGCCAAGUCCAGCUGCAGGUUCAGGCUUGUGUGGCUGCAGAACAGCAGAGGACCAGACCUGCUUUCACUCUCAGAGUCCAUAGAGAUGGCAAGAGGUCCACGUCCCUGGAGUUGUCUGCCAGAGCCCACGAACAUGCUUCUGAUGUGCAGAGCUGCAGGCUUAACCCCAGUUCGGUGUGCACCACCAGGAAGAGGCGCUCCCGGAGUAUCCCAACAGAGCUGGCAGCCCCACCCUCCAGCCCCUACACUGAAAGGCAUGCGGCAGGAUGCACAAAUGCUCAGGAAGCAGGGCCUGCAAAGAAGUAUGAUAUCAUGGAUCUAAAACAAAGGAGAGCUUCAGAUGGAGGACUCUGUAUCGUCAAUGAAACUGACCCAACCCCAUCCAAAGGACUGUCUCCUUCCCUGCCAUAUAAGACUGAACCAGAUCACCCAACUGCUUUUGUUUAUGAAGAGAUUCAUUAUGGAGCCAAGGAGAAGCACAGAUUACCAAGAAGUAGCAUCAGCAGUAAUGGAGAGUCUCUGAAGGACUCGAGGUCUAAGGUUCCAGUGGUUUGCUUGGAGCGUCUCAAAAUACUUGUGUCGCAGCUCCCCCCACAUGGACGAAGACAGAGCGACCCUUUGCCCACCAGCGAGACGGAGAAGAGUGAAGUACCUUCUCAGCAGAGCCCAUGGCAACAGGAAACAGCCGAGGGGUCUGACACCAGAAGGAAGACUCUUUCACUAAAGGUGCAACCUGCUCGCAGCCCGUCUGCCACUUACUCUGACUCCUGUGAGUUCAGCCACGACAACAGGCGACUCGGCUCCCAAACAACAUCCACACAGCUUCCUACUAACUCCAAGUUUGUACCAGAAAGUUAUUUAGCCCUUGAUCUGGACUCUGACUCAGAUCCCAGGUCAGUUUUGGAGGACGUCAUCUGUUAUUCAAAUGAUCCAGAGCCACCCCUGAACUCUGACGGAUCGGUUGACUCUGAUCCGAAUGCAGCAUCUUCCUCUGAGGCUGAGUUUGAGCUUGUAGCUAGAAGGGAAUCCUCAGGCUCACGUGAGAUGAGGCAGGAUUCAGACCCGAGCCUGGAGUAUGAGGCAGAGCCAGAUAUGGAUGCAGGGUCAGACGAAGGUCAGGGGUUGGGUGCUGAUCCAGAAUCAGGGGAUGCAGAGACAGAGUCUGACACCCAGCCUGAAUACGAUCCAAACUUUCAGGUAGAAACAGACUCGGAUGCUAUUUCUGGACAGCCUCCAGAUUCUCAGGGCUCUGUGGAAUCUGAUCUGGACUUGGAGUCUGAACCUGAACCUACGACUGACGACCCCCAGCCGCUCCGUUCUGACCAGGAGGAGGAACAGCAGAUGGGUCUGGGCCCGAGGCAGCUUCUAAUCGCAAACCCCCCCGCUCAGAGGGACACUGACGAUGUUCAGGAGGAGCAGGACGUGGAUCAGAUGGAGAGCGAGGACUUCUGUGCUGUCUGUCUGAUAGGGGGGGAGCUGCUGUGCUGUGAUCGCUGUCCCAAAGUCUUCCACUUAUCAUGCCACGUCCCUCCGCUGCUAAGCUUUCCAAUUGGCGACUGGCUGUGCAGCGUUUGCAGAGAUGUUUCACAUCCUGAAGUUGAAUACGACUGUGAGAAUGAGAGGUCAUCUGGAGCGAGCACCUCACACAGACUGUCUCCUUGUGAUCAGAGGAAAUGUGAGCGACUAGCUCUUCUCAUUCUCAGCAACAUCUUGAGUGCUCCUUUCCACGAACCUGUCAGUCCACUAGCACGUCAUUACUACCAGAUCAUCAAAAGGCCAAUGGAUCUGUCUGUGAUCAAAGCCAAACUUAAUAACAGCAGUCCAAGACAUUACAGCUCCCCGGACCAGUUCGUAGCUGAUGUUUAUCUCAUGUUCCGCAACUGUGCAAAGUUUAAUUAUCCGGACUCUGAGGUGGCCCAGGCAGGCCGCAGCCUGGAGGCGUUCUUCACGUCGAAGCUGAAAGAGGUUUUCCCAGAUAGAGAUUUCCCUUUGGCUGAGGCCGACUCUGACAGCGAUGAGUACGAUGAGACCUGCAGGGCUGCCGACGGCAGCUUCCUGUGGCCAGAGAGGCGGGAGCAGUGCCACCGGAAGAGGAAGAGGAGGCAGUCCCUGAAGUCCAGGAGGCAUCACUUUUAAGUUAACAGCGAUCAGAAUGAAACUGUAUUUACAAGAAGUUGUUUUUAUCUUACUAGAAACAUUUCAAGUGACAGCCUCUGAGUUCAUAAAAAGAUAUUUGUGAAAUCAUAUUUAGUUGACCAAUGACAAUGUGGUUUGUUUUAAAAUGUCAGUACUGCCAUCUGAUGGUGGCUAAACAUAUUUUCUGUAGGUAUUCUUCCUCCAGGCAGCUAAUCUGAGGAGCUGAACGAUGAGGGAUAGUUUUGGUGGCAGAGUUUAUGGAGAUCCUCUUGUAGCCAUAAACAAGUUUAAUGCGUUACUAUAAAAGCUUCUUUAUCAUAUCACAGUAUAACCCCAUGAUGCACUGCAAUGCUUACUGCUUUAUCUAUUUACAUGUAGACAUGUCAUGCACGCUUUCUGCUCUACUGUAUGCUGUAUUGUACAGACAGGAUGUAGCUGGAUGUUUUUUGGAACCUCAUAUUACUACUUUUUUAAGUGACAUGAUCCUCGUUAUAAACAAAAUGUUAAAAUGUUAAUGCUGGUAAAUUCUGCAAUGUUUUACUGUUAUCUUGUAUAAGAAACACUUCCGCUGUUGUUUCCCAUUAGUUUCCUCUUUAUAUAAUGUUUUUUUGUUUUGGUCAUUCGAAAAUUAACUGAAAAUUGUCUCUUAAUUAGUUCUUCUGGUAAGAAAAAGGGUGACAGGCUGUGAACACAACAGCUUCAGUUAAAGCUGUAAGGAUAAGAGAUAUAUGGACUAUAAAAAUAGAUUUAUAUUGAAUCACAAAUAUUUAAGCAAAUUCAAUCAAUGCUGUACAAAAAGCCGUACACAUUUAUUGAAAUUGAGACUGAAUAAGAGAGUAUUUCAUAGAUAUAUGGAAAUUUGCAACACCUCGAAUAAUUUACUGUUUACAGAUGUUUUAAGCUACUGCAUCUCAAAGGAAACAUCCAGACUUUUCCACCUGGUGCAUAAAUUUAUUAUACAAAUUAUUUAAUCUUGUAUUUCCUUUUGUUUUAAGGAAGACUGAACAAGUUAACUAUUAUCUAAGUUUUUUUCUCUCCCUUUUAAUUGUAAACGUUUAACUGGAACACAUUAACAAUAUACUCGCUGGUUUAAAUGUAUACCCAUUGAAAGUGUCAUUAUUUCUUAAAUAAAUAGGACAUUUGA